Ceutorhynchus assimilis (cabbage seed weevil) is the source of this 5001-nucleotide messenger RNA. NCBI's taxonomy places the organism in Eukaryota, Metazoa, Arthropoda, Insecta, Coleoptera, Curculionidae. The record is from the annotation of a GenBank genome assembly.
CUUAUUUCCGUACCGCCUAUGAACUACAUGCUCCGGCUUCUACACUGAUUUUGCUGUUGUCCGGGAAAUCAAUAGGUUUCAAGUAAAAGUGGAUAAGCCCGCAUUGGCGUUCCCCAACGACCCAACCAAGUCUGGUUUAGAUAACCUGGUUAGCGGCAGCGCGAAAACUCGCCUUUUGACAGUUGAGUUGUUUACAUCUAGUUUUUGGUUAUCAUUUUGCUUUGUAUUUUUUCAUGUUUUUCCAAAGGUAAACAUUAUUCAAUAUAAAACAUGUUUGUCCGAUUCAAAAGUGUCGUUAUGAGUGCCGUCAGCGGAUUAGAAACAACUGAUGGGACGAUGGAUGGCAUUCAAUACAACAAAGCAAAAUUGGCCCCAAAGUUUCCCUAUGGAAGGCCUCAUUUUUUGCACCUAAACGAUGAAGAUGUUCAAGUUACCGCUGAUCACAAAAUGAGACAUGUCGUACAUCCAAGUAAACCAGUACUGCCCUAUGAUACAGGUUACGCUGAAUGUAUUAAUGCUGGUAAAUCAAGAUGGAACGAGGAUCAAGCUGUACAUACACAAGGAGUUCUAAGUAAAGUUAGUCAAUCCGAAAUUGGAAAUGAGCAGAAAUUUUCAAUACCAUACAGUUACUUUGGAGUAUUUGAUGGUCAUGCUGGUGUAGGAGCAGCUUUGUGUGCAGCUAACCAGUUACAUCACAUUAUACAUGAAAAACUCGUAGAUGCUCAAGAUGACAUAUGGAUUAAUUUUAUUGAAAAAAAUUUACCAACAACAAAGCCCCGUGAUUUAUUGAUUAUUGGUGCUUUAGAAUCUGCAUUCAAAGAAAUGGAUCAACUUCUCCUAGAAGAUCGCAAUAAAUAUCAAGCAGCUGGUGGAUGUACAGCAAUAGUUGCAUUAUUUAUUCUUGGAAAAUUGUAUGUAGCAAAUGCCGGUGACUCUCGUGCAAUAAUUUGUAAAGAUGAUCAAUAUUUUCCAAUGUCUAUGGAUUUUACACCUGAGAAUGAAAGGGAUAGAAUAAGAAGACUUGCACAAGAACAACCCUUUUUAUUAGGUAAAGAAUUCACUGCCAAUGAAUAUCUUGGACAACCGAAGUCUAGUGAUUUAGGAAAAACCGUUAUGUAUAGGGAUGCAUAUAUGAAAGGUUGGGCUUAUAAAACUCUACAACCUGAAGAUCUUAAAGUUUCAGUUAUUACAGGACAUGGAAAAAGGAGCAGAGUCAUGGGUACUAUAGGUGUGACUCGUGGUUUUGGAGACCAUGCCCUAACUUCAGUAUACCAAAAAUUACCAAUAAAACCAUUUCUAUCCUCACAUCCCGAAGUUCUAGUUCACACUUUAGCAGCCACUGAUGACAAAGAAGUUUUAGUUAUUGGCACUGAUGGCCUUUGGGACGUGGUCGAUGGAAACAAAGCUGCUAAAAUCGUUUCAAACUCUAUAAAUACUUUUAAAGACAAUAAAUAUGUAAGUGCGGCCACUUGUUUGGUAGGCUUUGCCAGGGGAUCUUUGAAGAACUCUUGGCAAUUGAAAACUGGUAAACCAGCUUCUUGUGAUGAUAUUUCAGUAUUUGUUAUUCCUUUGUUACCCUACACACUUGAAUAUAAAGAGUUCCUUAGUAAAUGUUCAGGUGUUUCUGACAACAUAAGUGAACCUACUAGUAUGGACACAAGCGAAGAUGCUAAUGACGUUACUGACUGUUAAGAUUGAACUUUUAAUCAAUCAGAAGUAAUAUUUUCCUUAUUUUAUUAUUAUUGUUCAAAAUGUGUUACUUAAAAAAGCAUUCCUUCGGACAAAUAUUGGUGAUAAUAUAAAAUUUUAUUUUUUGGGUUCCUGAACAAUUUUGGGUUAAGAGUAAAUCGGAACCAAUAGAGCAACUGUAUAAAAAAAAUAUCUUGAAAAAUUAUCACAACGUUUAUCUAUGGCUCCAAAUUUGGUUUAAAAAAUGUGAUGAAUAUUGGUGCUUUAUGGCACAGCUUUAAUAUUUCAAGUUUGGUUAGUUUGUUUCAAUAAACAAACUGCAUAUUUUUCAAUUUCAGCUAUGUUUUUUCUCAGUAACUUAAAUAGGCUACUGAGUACUGGUAAUUUAUUAUGAAUUGCUAGCAAUUAGAUGAACAGGAUAUAGUUGAAUUAAUGCUGGAUCCUGGAUCGUUGUUGAUUUUGAUAAAACAGCAAUAAAGAGUACUUUAUGAAAAUUUUUUGUGACAAUAUAUUUUGUCAAAAACUCCAUUCAUAUCUCAUUUUGCAACAGUUUCUCAUUACCUAUACUCUAGCCAAAUUUUAGGCGAAGUUACAAGUGUCAAGUAGUGAGCUAGUACUGCAUUUUGGUUUGGCAACACCUCAUUUAAGAAGCAUCUUCAAAUUAGUUGACAUAUGAAAAUAUUGAUAGGUCUGGCAAUAUUCUUAUACAUUGAGACUUUUAAUAGCAACCUAUGUAUGAUAUCAACAAUCUUCGACAGCUUGAAGCAGCAAGACAUUAUGCAAUUCGUUAUAUAAUGCUAGACAUGGUGAGACCUCUGAAUAGACAAAUUGUUCGGCUUGGAUGAACUACUCUAACGAAUUUUGUGCUAUCCGUUCACAUAAUUGAUUGCUAUAUGAUUGAUGGAUCAUAUUAUUUGCCAUUGAAACGCACUGUGUAGAGCAGAGCAAACAUUUAGAAAAUUAGUUCUAAGGAAAAUUAUUAUAGACUACAUUGGAAGCCUGAAUUCGGAAAUCUUCAAGUCAAGGGGAAGCACAAAAGGUUUAUGCCAGUCCCAAGCCUGGGUAACAGCAGAGACAAAAAGAACACCCAUGGUGGCUGAUUCUCGAGCCAGUGAGUGGAGCUCCCCGAGAGAACAAAUUUUUUGUCCUUAUCAUUCUCGUUUACUUUUCGAUUACGUUGACAAGGACAAAACAUUCGUUCUAUCGGGAAGCUCUACUCCCUUAAACGAGAAUCCAGCCCCUGGAAGGUAACAGGUGCCUUGUAGUAGGUAUUGGCACUGAGACUCAUCAAGGCUGUUGGUAGUGCAAUAAAUAAAGAUAGUGUACAAUAGUGUCAUUUAUUUUUGUCAAGCCUGUUCUUCAAGAUAUUCCUUUUUGGGGCUUGGAUAGUUUCUUCAUUGGCAUUCGAUCUGUACAAAACACAGUUUGUUAGGAAGCUUUUUCGCAUAAGCACCUUUUCUCUGUUUUUAAAUUUUUUGAGUGUCCUCUGAAUUGGUUAGUAUUUAAAGUACAGAAAUUAAGAUUAAGGUUGUAGCAGUAGUUCUUAUUUAGGAUUUUAGAUGUUUGAAUCAAGUCUCCUCUCUCUUCUUUCUUUACGUGUGGUUACUCCAGGGCGCUCUUCGUAGGGUGGGUUUGUUAGAGCUGUGGGGAUAUUGGUGAACCUCCUCUGACCUCUUUCCAGGGCCUCUAUAUCCUUUGAGUAGUACAGAUUCCACACUUCAUGAGUGUAUUCAAAUAUUUUGCUUUUUGUGAGGUUCCCAUUUUAGGUCUGCCCAUGUUAUUAUUUCAAGGUCCUUUUACACCUCCAUACUUUUAAUUUUCGUUCCUGCAAGGUGUAUGAGUGUUGUGUGGGUUUUUUGCUCCUACGUGCAGGCUGGUGCAUUUCUCUUCAUUUAACUUGGGUAACCAAGUCUCAUUCUAGGGUUCGGUUGCUGUUAUCUCCUCGAUGAAAAGUGUUAGGUCUAUGGUGCGAUCACUGAACCUUUGCGGUACUCCACUGUUGACUUGUUAGGUUAUUUUUGGGUUUAAUUUUCCAAGAUUUUAAAUUGGCUUUUAUUGAAAAUAUGUCUAAAAAUAAUCUUUUAUACAGUUCUUGUCCAGUAAGAAAGAUAUUAUUCUGUUGUUCUUGAGUAUAUUUGAACCAAUGAAAUUAAGUGGUUUUGUUUUUUAAGCUAUGUUUCGAAAAAAUUAUUCUCUUCUUCAGGCUGUCUUGUUUCGAUUGGUUACAGCUUGAAGAAGAAAAUAAAUUUUUCGAAACGUAGCUUUAAAAACAAAACCACUUGGUUUCAUUGGUCCAAAUAUGCCCAAGAACAACAGAAUAAUAUCUAAAAAUAAUGCUUUUAAUGGUUAUAUUACUUAAUUCAAUUGAAAAAUGUUUGAAUGAAAGACUGAAAGUAUAUUAGCAUAAACGGGUAUAGACUGACUUUUGGAAUCUAUGUAGUAAAUGAUGAAUUUGUUUUGAAUACGGCACAGCGAAGUCGAUCCUGUGAGGAACAUAUAAUGUAUCAAGGUCUAAAAUGACGUCUCACAGGAAACUGGGUAACCAAUAGCAACUCCAGACUUUGAAAAUUCCUGAUUUGUAUUGUUUACGUUGUUGGCAUUUGAGAUUCGAUUUGGUUAGAGUAUAGGAACAACAAAAUCCAGACACAGUUAUUCAUAGAAAAAUUAGUUUGCUAAAGAAGAAACUAAUUGGCUAAAUAAUUUGAGAAAACAUGAGCUAAUUAAAAAAAAAUAUAUAUAUAUCAAUAAUUAUGAGUUCGAAUCCUAUAUUCUGGGGCAUGAGCAGAAUAACUACACUUGAUCCGAUGUUAUUUUAUGCUUUUGUUCAGUAUUUUUUAGUUUUUUUUAAUGUGAUAUAUAAUUAAUUGUAUGAGUGGACACCAGCUUUUGAUAAUAUCAAGUUUAUUUGAAAGUGAUUUGUCUAGUUUCAAAAAAAAAAUAUGUACUUGUAAGAAAAAUUUGUAAUAUGUAAUUAAAUUCGCGGAAAUAAUCAAGAUAUCAAAGUGUGCAAUACUUUGUUGAAUUUGUUUAGAUUGUUUUUUUAUUUUUGAUUUUUAUAUACAUUAUAGAUAAGAAUUUGUACAAGCAGCAUUCUAUUAUAUCUUUAGAAUAUUAAUCAUAACUUUAGAAUAAUUAUUAUUUUAAAAACGAACAAACCCUAUAGUUGAUACGAUUUACAUAAACCCCAAACAAAAUGUGUGGGAGAGUUAAUUUUCAUUUGUAUUUACACUACUUUAUUUACCAUAGUUUUUUAAAAUUAUUAUUUGCUGUAUAUUUGUUGGACCUAGUCUUGAUUUAUUGAUCAAAAUAAAC